Messenger RNA from Aplysia californica (California sea hare), 788 nucleotides. RefSeq names its product probable cysteine protease RD19D. The record is from RefSeq and is a predicted model, not a curated record. Gene Ontology annotation, molecular function: cysteine-type endopeptidase activity. Lineage: Eukaryota; Metazoa; Mollusca; Gastropoda; Aplysiida; Aplysiidae. Gene Ontology annotation, cellular component: lysosome.
AUGACGAGUACAGUGCCUCCCGACUUUGAGGAAAGGCAGAGCCAUCUUGCCGAGUUUUCAACAGAUUUGGAGGAACUUGUGGCUCCUGAGCAUUUUGACGUUACCGGUACAGGAGCUGUGACGUCAGUGAAGAACCAGGGACUUGCCGGGACUUGUUGGGCCUUUGCUACAAUAGGCAACCUGGAGGGUCAGUACUUUAUGAAGACCAAGGAGAACGCUACGUCUCACUCCCCGGAACAGCUUUCAGACUGUUCGUCUUUCUACGACAAGAAGACAAAACAUUGGACUUGUGGUUUGUACGGGGGCUGGCCUAACGCCGCCUACCAGUACGUGAAACAGACAGGGGGCAUCAACACAGACGCAGACUAUCCUUACUUUAUAGGGUCCUGGCAAGUGCAACAAGUCCCAAUCUGCAGUGCGAUGAUCAAGCCAGAGAAAUUCGUGCCCGGCAUUAAGGUAAAGGAUUAUCAGUACGUGCCCAAAGACGAGGGAGCCAUUGCCAAGUUUUUAAUUAAGAACGGACCCCUGUCUAUAGUCUUUGACGCCCAUGACCUAUUGGGCUAUUCUGGUGGGGUAGUGAAGCCUGACUCAUGCACCCCUAAAAAUACCAACCACUGUGUUUUGUUGGUGGGCUACGGCCAUGACAAGAAAUCGGGACUGGACUACUGGAAGUUCAAGAACUCCUGGGGCCAAACAUGGGGGGAGGACGGUUACUUCAGAAUGCAGAGAGGGGUGGGAGCCUGUGGGGUCAAUCUCAUGGUCAGCUCCGCUAUUUUGGAGUGAGUGAG